Messenger RNA from Yamadazyma tenuis ATCC 10573, 1408 nucleotides. RefSeq lists its product as uncharacterized. Gene Ontology annotation, molecular function: translation release factor activity. Gene Ontology annotation, biological process: translational termination. NCBI's taxonomy places the organism in Eukaryota, Fungi, Ascomycota, Pichiomycetes, Serinales, Debaryomycetaceae. The record is from RefSeq and is a predicted model, not a curated record.
AUGGCGAUACGAGCAUACGCCGAUACCGGGGAGAUAACAGUACCCCUAAUACAUCCACUCCUUCUCAAGCGAGCCCAAACCAUGCAGCAGGAGUUCUCCCAACUUGAAUCCAAAAUCGCUGGCGGCAGCUACGACGCAGAAACCAACCGCAAAUUCUCCACCGUCUCUGGAAUUCUCGAGCACCUCGACCGCUACAACAAGGACAUUGCUACCAUAGAAGGCCUCCAAGAGAUCCAAGAUCCCGAAUUGAUGGACGACGUGCAACAGGAAUUGGAAUCCAUUCUUCCCAACCUCAUGCGCUCCACCACUAUUUUACAAAAUAAGCUCUUACCGCCCAUUAAACACGCAGACCUACCGUGCAUUCUCGAGUUACGUCCUGGGGUGGGUGGAUCAGAGGCGGCGCUUUUUACCGCCGAUUUGGCCAAUAUGUACCUCAAUUUUGCCAAUCAGAUGCGGUGGAAACACCAGGUGCUUCUGAAACACGAGAGCAGCAGCGGCUUUGUCAAUGAAUUUAUUCUCAGCGUGGACGAACCUGGUGCCUACAACCGGUUACGGCACGAGAGCGGAAUCCAUCGAGUGCAGCGGAUUCCUGCCACGGAGUCCAAAGGUCGGAUUCACACGUCGACAGCCGCGGUGGUGGUACUUCCCAAAUUUAGCGAUGGGGACGAGAAAUCUCUUGCGGCAGACGAGCGCCUGUUUAAGCCGGGCGAGGUACGGGUCGAUACGAUGCGGGCGGGUGGCAAGGGUGGCCAGCACGUCAAUACUACCGACUCGGCGGUGCGGUUGGUGCAUCUUCCUACGGGGAUCAUGGUGAUGCAGCAGGACGAACGAUCACAGCCGCGGAACAAAGCCAAGGCAUUUCUGAUCUUGAGAGCCCGGCUUGCAGCGUUAGAGCGAGAUAAGGAGGUUGCAGAGCAGAAGAAGCUUCGGACGGAUCAGGUGUCGUCUACCGAUCGGUCCGACAAAAUCAGAACUUAUAAUGUACCUCAGAACCGGGUGACGGACCAUCGGUGUAACUAUUCAGUACAUGAUGUGGAUGGCUGUAUGCAAGGGUACAGACUUGGAGAGAUUAUUGAUAAGGUGGAGGAGGGAGAAUUCGAGGACCGGUUGCAGGAGCUUAUCGGGCACGUGGGUGGUGGUAUUUGAAAUGAUUUGGCUACUUGAUCAACGGCUACUCGAUCAUGGAGCUGAACGAUAGUAAUGGAGUUCAUCUCUUCGACACUUUGACAUCGCUUUUAGAGGUCAUAUUCCACUCACUGAUCCAAUUUCUCAGUGGGUGUAUGGGUCAGAACUUGAAAAUUUCUGACCGAAAAUUUCUGACCCAUACACCUGGCCUCAUGUGCCUGUGCCUUUGUCCCUGCGUAUUUCAUUGUAAAGUCACAAAUACAGGUGACACCUGUAUAUCUUU